Pipistrellus kuhlii (Kuhl's pipistrelle) is the source of this 1852-nucleotide messenger RNA. It is a transcript of the gene GIPC1, whose product is annotated as GIPC PDZ domain containing family member 1. Gene Ontology annotation, molecular function: protein binding. Lineage: Eukaryota; Metazoa; Chordata; Mammalia; Chiroptera; Vespertilionidae. The record is from RefSeq and is a predicted model, not a curated record. The coding region runs from base 264 to 1265 and encodes 333 amino acids. The transcript is spliced from 9 exons.
GGCCCCGCCCCUCCCGUCCGAGGCUGCGGGAGAGGCCCGGCCGGAGUUUGUGGAGGGCAGAGCCGGCGCGCGCGGGCAGGCGGCGGCGCAGAUGAAACUGAGACCUCGUCAAGUGAGGUGACUUGCCUACGGCUACACAGCUGGGUCACUCUGGCUACUGUGUCGACAAAAGACUGUGGGGGGCAAGGGUAGACCCUGGAAAACCUGGAGGAGGCAGCUGCACUAGUCUGAUCUCCCGGGCGUGCCCCCUCCUCCCGCUGCUCAUGCCACUGGGACUGGGCCGGCGGAAAAAGGCGCCACCUCUGGUGGAAAAUGAAGAAGCCGAGCCGGGCCGCGGUGGGCUGGGUGUGGACGAGCCGGGGCCCCUGGGAGGGGGUGUGGUAGGGGGCCCCCACAUGGGCUUGCCUCCCCCUCCCCCGGCCCUGCGCCCCCGCCUCGUGUUCCACACCCAGCUGGCCCACGGCAGCCCCACCGGCCGCAUCGAGGGCUUUACCAACGUCAAGGAGCUGUACGGCAAGAUCGCCGAGGCCUUCCGGCUGCCGGCUGCCGAGGUGAUGUUCUGCACCCUCAACACCCACAAGGUGGACAUGGACAAGCUCCUGGGGGGCCAGAUCGGGCUGGAGGACUUCAUCUUCGCCCACGUCAAGGGGCAGCGGAAGGAGGUGGAGGUGUUCAAGUCGGAGGAGGCGCUGGGGCUCACCAUCACAGACAAUGGGGCCGGCUACGCCUUCAUCAAGCGCAUCAAGGAGGGAAGCGUCAUUGACCACAUCCAACUCAUCAGCGUGGGCGACAUGAUCGAGGCCAUCAAUGGGCAGAGCCUGCUGGGCUGCCGGCACUACGAGGUGGCCCGGCUGCUCAAGGAGCUGCCCCGAGGGCGCACCUUCACCCUGAAGCUCACGGAGCCCCGCAAAGCUUUCGACAUGAUCAGCAUGCGUUCAGGGGGUGGCCGUCCCGGCUCCGGCCCCCAGCUGGGCACUGGCAGAGGGACUCUGCGUCUCCGGUCCCGGGGCCCUGCCACUGUGGAGGACCUGCCCUCGGCCUUUGAGGAGAAGGCGAUCGAGAAAGUCGAUGACCUGCUGGAGAGUUACAUGGGCAUCAGGGACACGGAGCUGGCGGCCACCAUGGUAGAGCUUGGGAAGGACAAGAGGAACCCGGACGAGCUGGCCGAGGCCCUGGACGAGCGGCUCGGCGACUUCGCCUUUCCCGACGAGUUCGUCUUCGACGUCUGGGGCGCCAUCGGGGACGCCAAGGUCGGCCGGUACUAGGCCUCCCACCGGACCUUGCGAUGACCUGAGGGGGCCUGGUGGGAGCCCCUGGGGUGGGGACACGGCCGCCAGGCCCCGCACCCGGCUCGGCCUGGCCCUGGCCCUGGCCCAGCAGUCCCAGGAUGUGGCGUGGAGGUGGGGCCGAGCCUCUGCCCCGCCGAUCGGUACCGCUCCUCCCUCGUUCCCAGCCCCCCCCCCCCUCCCUGUUCCCCACCUACCUCAGCCAGAUCAGGCUCUGAGAGGGACCAGCCCCAUUGGGCAGCCAGACCCCGCCCGCAACACGUUCCACAUCAGCGGCCAAGCUGGUCCCCCGUCUCCCUGCGGCCUCGGGUUCUGUUCGGGGGGUCCUGACCUCCCUGGUUUCCUGGCAGGGAAUUCAAAAGGGGGAGCGUCCCCCCGCCUCAGCAAAUGCAAUAAUCCCCCUCCCGCCAUUCCUGCAGAGCUCCCUGCCUCUGCCUUUGAAACACGUCUUCUGCUGUGAACUCCCCCUCCCGCCCCACUCCGGCUCCCUCCGCCCGGGACAGACGGCGGUGGGCUCUCGUGUCUGACUUUGCUGUCGCACAUAAAGACUCUGCUGUUGGACCUGU